AUGUUGGAUAAAAUUUAUUCAUCUAACAUUGGUAAAAUUUACAAUAUAGCGUCUUGCCUACUACUAGUGCUAAUAUGUCUAUUUAAUACGGGGAAGGUUUAUUCUACUGGGAUACACUCGGUGGAAUCCAGUCUUUUCAAAUCCAGAACACGACCUAAUACUAACAGUAAACCUAAUCUUCCGCAAAGGACGCGUAAAAUAGAUAAGCUAAUGCAAGAUGACUACGAACGCGACGCUAAGCUUUACAGUGACAUUUAUAAGAAACAAAUAAUUAACGAAAUUAAAUCAAGUGAAGAUGUACUUAAGAAUGUCUGUAUCAAUAUACUUGAACAUUCGUUUGAGUACUUGGGAGCUUUAAUUUCCCGCACUAUGACCGGUAUGCUCCUCAUAAAUCCCAUCAACAUCGGCUGUAACAAUUUACUUGGCACCAAACUCGAUGACCCAUAUACAUCAAGCCUAUUUGGUAUAGAUCAAGGCUCCUGUCCUAAAACUUAUGGUCAUGAUUACAUUGAAGUUGUAAUCCCUUCACCAAGCCGCAAUAUUACUUUCAACGGCUGGCUUAUCAAGUCAAAAAACCCCGAUGCUAAAUCGGUGUACAUUCUUUUACACGGUUGGUAUGGGAAUAUGCAAUCCUGUCUAGCUUUUUUUAACGCUUUAAGCAAGAAUGGAGAGUUGGAUUCAAGCCACGUAUUAAUAGUUAACUUGAACAAAUCGGAAAUAAGUGAUAACACUUUAUUAACCAAUAUUGGUAUGAGAGGAGCCAUGGAUAUAUACGAUGCCGUAGCAUUCGCAAAAAAGAAUUUGGGCAUCGAAUCUAUUUCAUUAUAUGCCCAAUCUAUAAGCUGUUUAAGUGUGCUUUUGUAUCUAAAAAUGAGGUACAUUUUUGAGAAUGUAAAUGGGAAUUCAAGACUCAUCUCCAAUUGUGGCGGGUUGAGGGGAUUUAAGUACGAUACAUCUAACAAUGUGAAUGUUUCCAAGGUUAUUUUGGAAUCCCCGGUCUCGAAUGUAAAAAAUAUAAUCUCACGUGGUUUGCCGGAUGCCAGUAAGAAGUUUGGCUGGUUUAUGAACCAAUUUGUCUCGCUUAUGGACAAGAGACUUGGAGGGCAUGUGAACAAAAUGCGACUUGGACAUUUGAUAAACUACGCAAGAGACAUUCCCGUUUACAUUAUGCAAGGGGGGAAUGAUUACAUUUCGACCAAAGAGGAUCUAUAUGAGGAGAUUUCUAAACAGGAAUACCCCCAAAUCAAAACCAUUUACCUAUUUAAUUCAGGAAAGCACGGAGAUCUGGCCAAGAGCAAGGAUUAUAACGCCACAGUCACGAAUAUCUUGAAGGGGAGAUCGCUACUUGAGGCAAUCUUCAUGCUCAGAGUGCCUACAGAAAUUGAUAAAAAACAGCUUAUAAAGUAA
Messenger RNA from Babesia microti strain RI, 1407 nucleotides. RefSeq names its product conserved Plasmodium protein, unknown function. Bases 1 to 1407 code for a protein of 468 amino acids. The transcript is spliced from 6 exons. NCBI's taxonomy places the organism in Eukaryota, Apicomplexa, Aconoidasida, Piroplasmida, Babesiidae. The record is from RefSeq and is a predicted model, not a curated record.